AACGCUGACACUGUGAUAAUUCCCAGUCAUUAAGUGGAGCUGUCGUGGAUGUGAAGAAUUUCAUCUGAUAACUAGGAUGGCAUCAUCAAACGAUGGUCCAGUUUGUGACGACAUUACGAAACCUCUUGAGCUGUCUCAAGACUCCGGUGUAGACACAGCUUAUGACGCUGUUAAAUUUAAUCCCACCUCCGUAACUUACCGGUGCGGCUCCCCUACGAAAAAAGAUAUUGUUUCACUACAAGAUAACAGAAAUUUUGAAUUAUAUAAAAAUAAAGUACACGAUAUUAAAAAUUGUGAUACAGUAUUUGCUGUUUCUGUAGAAGAAAAAUGCAAUUUAAAUUACAGACCGUUUUCUUAUCCGCAUCAAGAAAUAUUUCUUGAGGACGAUAAUCGUGAACAUUUUAAAAUGGUGUUAAAAGUGACUAAUACACCGGUGAGUCGUCAGCUUCAAGCUGGGGGUCUAUUUACCCAACAAAAAUGUAUAACCACACAAAGAUGUACCUCUAUAAACAAAGCAGAUUUCAACUCUACAGGCGAUAAUACAAAUUCUUCGGAUAAAAAUGGUUUUGGUUUUUCGUGUUUAGUCAAAAACAAUUUGCCUUCAUCUACCUACCUGACCUACCCCGUACCGUCGUUCUUUCUUGCGAGUCACAGAAACAAAUUCGGGGAUGUCAUUUUUGGCCCAAGACACAGGACCGAUAAGAAAGUGAGAAACCGGGUAUCUUUCACACCCAGCGACGGUUUGUGUUCGUACGUGGAGAAGACUGAAUUCGACCGGAAAAUGCCGGUUAAGACGGCUACAAAAUAUCAAGUAGUGCCGACAAGUGAUGAAGUAAGCGAAGGGCAUUUUUUGUCCUACCAAACACCUUUUUAUGAAUCCUUUGGCUCAGCCAAUCCUUCAGAUUCUGUUGUGAAAUCAUCGGAACUCUCCCCGCUUAGAAAACCACCAAAAGGCAACUGUCUUAGAGCUAAUGUUCUGUAUGAAUUAGACAAAGAAAACAAAAAGACAGAUUUACCAAGCGAGAAUGUGGAAGACUUUGAACCAAAUGCGUUAAAAAAAGAAAAAUCAAAAUCAGACAUUGCGUCGCAAGAUGUAGAAAAAUACGAGUGCUCAAUAUUUUACUGGAAGUUUCUAGACUUUGCGUUGGCGUACCUUUGGGUGGGGCCUCUGGUAACGGUGUACUGGUGCAACACAUGGCAUAUUCCAGAACAUUAUUUCUUCCCUAAAGACCCGGUCGUGUCUGCCUGGAUAUCAGGGGCUGCCGGCUACACCAUUUUCUUCCUGGCGUCGUUAUUUCAAGACACCUUAACCUCAUUCACCGUCAGACGACGCGCCAUUACGCGCCAGAUCAUGAUGCAGCUGUUCAGCUACGUCAUGGGCCUAGCCUGCGUCAACCAGUGGCGGUGCGUCUGGGUGCUGUUGGACGAGUACACGGGCGUCUCCACAAUGAACGCCGCCGUCACCUACGCAUGCGCAUCGGUACUGUUGCUGCUCCUACGGUGCCACCGGGGAACGGUCUCGCCCCCCGCCUACAUACGAAUGGAUUUUCCCGUUGAUAAACAUUUUGUCGUGGGGAAAUACUUUGACGCGCAAGUAAGUAAUGGCAACAGGGCUGGGGUCACGGUUAGGGUUAUGAUAAUAUAA
Molecule: messenger RNA, 1645 nt
Organism: Physella acuta
Lineage: Eukaryota; Metazoa; Mollusca; Gastropoda; Physidae
Source: RefSeq, a predicted model, not a curated record